AUGGAGCGAGGAGGGAAGAGGACGCGGGGAGCUCUUCUCGGGGUCCGCCUGGUCCCCCCCAUUCUUCUGCCGCUCCUGCUGCUGCUGCAGCUGGUGGGGGGGGUCCCCCUGGGCCAGGGACUGUAUCCCAUGCCGGCCAGCAUCCUGCAAGCACCCUGUGUGUGUCCAUCAGCACUGUCGAGCCGUGGGACGCUGGUGCUGGAGGCAGCACUGAGGAGUGCACUGCUGGCACUGGAGCGGGCGCUGUCCGAGCAGCAGCGGCAGCGAGGGGCCUGUGGACUCUGUGCCCCCUGCCUCUUCCCACCUUGCGCCAACAUCACCGGCCAUUGCCCACCGCCAGCUGUGCCCCCCAGCUGCCAGGCCCUGCUGGAUGCCCAGGCACUGCCCGAGCUGCCCCAGCGCAACUGGGCGCUGAGCCAGGCCUGUGCCCCCUACCAGCACCUGUGCCCAUCUGAGGGGGCCCCACAUGCCUGUGCCCCGCUCAGCGCCCGGCUCUGCCAGCACCGCCUCCAGGAGUGCCAGACGGCAGCCGCAGCCCUGAGUCCUGACGCAGCAGCAGAGGUGGCAACGCCAGGGAGCUGUGGGCGCCGCGGGGGUCCACAAGCCAACGCCACGGCCCCCCGCGGACGGAUCAUGGGCGGCAGCGUGGCCCCGCGGGGCGCCUGGCCCUGGCUGGUGUCGGUGCGGCUGCACGGGGAGCUGAUGUGCGGAGGGGUGCUGGUGGGGCGCUCCUGGGUCCUCACUGCGGCACAUUGCUUUGGCGGGAACCGUAAUGAGCUGGCGUGGACGGUGGUGGUGGGUGACCACGAGCUGGGAAAGCCGGGUGUGGGCGAGAGGGCAGUGCCCAUCCGGCGCAUCCUGCCUCAUCCUAAGUUUAACCCCAAGACGUUUCACGGGGACCUGGCGUUGCUGGAGCUGGCAGUGCCGCUGGCCCCGUCACCCACCGUCAGCCCCGUGUGCCUUCCCAGUGGCCCCACAGAGCCCAGCCCUGGCACUCCCUGCUACAUCGCGGGCUGGGGCUCCCUCUACGAAGAGGGACCAGUGGCUGAUGUGGUGAUGGAGGCGCAGGUGCCCCUGCUCAGCCAGGAGACGUGCCGGGGUGCCCUGGGCAAGGACCUGCUCACCAGUGCCAUGUUCUGUGCUGGGUACUUGUCUGGAGGCAUCGAUUCCUGUCAGGGUGACUCAGGGGGCCCACUGGCAUGCCAAGACCCCACUUCACACCACUUUGUCCUCUACGGUAUCACCUCGUGGGGUGACGGCUGUGGUGAGCGGGGCAAACCGGGAGUCUACACCCGCGUCACUGCCUUCACGGACUGGCUCAGCCUCCAGAUGGACUCUGCCCCUGGCAGCCGAGAACCGAGCUGCUUCGACCUGCUGGCACUGGCCCAGCUGCCCCCAGAGCGGCAGAACCCUGAGCGCGCCCGUCUCUGCACCUUCUAUGCCGGAUCCUGCCGGGCACCUCAGGGCCGGGCCACCUGUGCCCGCCUGGCUGAGGAGACCUGCCGUGCCAGGAUAAGACGAUGUGGUGAGCUGGGGGACUGUGGCAGGGCUAGGGUGUGGGGAGGGACCCCAUUUCUGGCAGCAUGAGGCUGGUGUGGCGCCAGGGCCAUGUCCACAGUGUCCUCUCUGCCCACAGAGCUGCACUCCUACGCCCAGACCCUGGUGGAUCUCCUGCGCCAGGCUGGGGACUUCAUCCGAAACCAGUUUGAUUUCUCCUUCCUCAGCCGCACUCUGCCCCAGCUCCUGGGCAAGAUCUAUGGGCAUUUCUUCCCUCCCCGUGUCCGCAGGGAUAUCCCAGACCUGGCUGUGGCAGGGGGCCACUCAAGGCCCACAGCAGAGGGACCCCAGGAAGUCCUCACCAGGUGGGGGGCCAGGCGGCUGCCCCCCUUUGCAGACCUCUUUGGGGCAGUGGGACCCCAGUUGCAAGACUGGGUGGAGGCGCUGAGGACCAUGGAGGGGAGCAGUCCCCCGGCACCCACAAUGGACAGGGAACAGCUCCCCGGGGAGAUGCAGCUCUUUCUGCAGCAGGGUGAGGAUGUGGUGGAGGAGAUGGUGGGACAGGGACGAGCCUUCCUCACCCAGCUGCGGGCAGAGUUGGACCUUGGCACUGCCCUGGAAACUAUGGAGCCACGACAGGCACCCGGAGAGCUGGCAGGGACCCCCCUGCCAAGCCGUGAGCCCUGGUCUGCACUGAGGGAGAAACGUGAGCUGGUGUCCACAGAGCUGCCCAGGGUGGAGGAGGAGGAGGCAGGUGCCGGCAAAGCCUGCCCCAGCCUCAACGAGUCGGCAGUGCGGGUGGGUGCGGUGCGUGACCUGUACGCCUGGGUGCUGCAGGUGCCCGAGACUGAUCUGGCCAUGACCUUCCAGGAGAUCCUCGUGGACCUGGGCUCCAAAAACACCAAGGGACUGUACCGGGCGCAGGUGCGGGCCACUGUAGGGGGCCGCCCCACGGCUUUCACUGGCCUUGUGGGGCUGGAGAGCGACUCGCUGGCCCGCAGCAUGCCCGGCCUCGUCGCUCUGGCACUCGAAGCGCUGAAAACCUAAUGGUGCCCCUGGGGAAGCAUUCCAGCAUGGGGAGAGAGCACUGGGGCAGGUGUCCCUUAUGUCCUUCAAACACAGUCCCCUCCCUGCCUCAGGCUCUCAUCGUGCCCCAACUUCCCUCUUCCCAUCAGCACUUCCUGACUUCCCCCCAGGGCAGUGGUGCCCCAGGCAGUACCUGGAGCACCUCAGCCAGGAAUCACAGUCCUCCUCUCUCCUGGGACCACCCACCUUGGCAAUCCUCACCCCAUCCUCACCCCAUUUUCCCCAAAGGUACCUGAGCUGUUAUUUAUUUGUACAGAGAAGGUUUAUUUUUCAAUAAAGAAGGGCUCUAUUUUCCAGUA
This is a messenger RNA of Pseudopipra pipra, 2882 nucleotides long. RefSeq names its product serine protease 56 (gene PRSS56). The record is from RefSeq and is a predicted model, not a curated record. Gene Ontology annotation, molecular function: serine-type endopeptidase activity. NCBI's taxonomy places the organism in Eukaryota, Metazoa, Chordata, Aves, Passeriformes, Pipridae. Gene Ontology annotation, biological process: proteolysis.